AUGGCGCAGGGCGACGAUCACCGGAAAAUCAUUGCCCCGAAUGGAUCGGUUGCUUCAGCGAAUAAAAGAAAAGGUUCGCCCUGUCAGCAAGAUGGCGAUCCUUAUUUUCUAAAAAAAAACGGUGAUGGUGAUUCUCAAGCUGGCGGAACAACAAUGGGAUGCUCACUCCCGUACCUUCCAGAGGAUAUCUGGCAUCAUGUCCAUUCUCUAAUGCCACUGCGUGAUGCUGCUCGUGCUGCUUGCCUGUCGCAUGCCUUUCUACGAUCCUGGAGGUGUUAUCCCAACCUCACCUUCAAUGAGGAUGCACUUAGGCCUGAAGGAUGUAGGUACAGUGGUCGUUUCAAAGACGCAGUUGACUGUAUUAUGAGAAAUCACUCAGGCAUUGGUGUGAAGAUAUUGGAGCUCCGACCAUUUUGUAUCGCUUAUGACAAUCUUAAAAGGUGGCUUCGGGUUGCUGUUAAACCAGGGAUUGAAGAACUCAACCUUACGAUUUGGCAUCCAUUAAAAGAGAACUGCAAGUUUCCCAGAUCGCUUUUAUCUGAUGGGGUUAGGAACUCACUUCGGUGUCUUAAACUUGGUCGUUGUACCUUCCAACCCACAGCUGAACUCGGCCCCUUUCUAAACCUAACAAGUCUACGUCUUACACAUGUGCGUAUUACGGAGGAUGAGUUACAGGGUCUUCUUUCGAAUUCUCUUGCUUUAGAGAAGUUGGAACUGAUUGGGUGCAAGGGAAUAAUUUGCCUGAGGAUACCUUGUGAGCUUCAGCACUUCAGCUGCCUGAGGACUUCUGGAUGCAUGAGUCUGAAAUUGAUAGAGUGCAAAGCUCCAAAUCUCUCCACUUUAGUCUUUUGCGGAAAACCAAAACUAUUGCUUGGAGAAGCUUUGCAAAUGAAGACAUUACGCAUAUCACGUUCAGGUGUUAUCUGUUAUGCUCGUACUGAGCUGCCAUCCAUUAUGCCAAAUCUCGAUACUCUUUACUUAUGUUCCAGUGACGAGGUGGUCGAUACACCAAUGCUGCCUACCAGAUUCCUCUGCCUCAAGCACCUGACCAUUUAUCUGAUAUCAGGACCCUCGCCUUAUGACUAUUUUUCUCUGGUUUCUUUCCUUGAAGCAUCUCCUUCCUUGGAGACUUUGAGCUUGGAUGUGUUGAAGAAACCUAUGGAUAAUGAAACAGUUUUUGGACAAUUCCCACAUUUGAGGCAGAUGACUGAAGAUCGGCAUUGCCACCUCAAGAAUGUGAAGAUCACAGGGUUCAGCUCUGCAAAAGGCUUGGUUGAGCUAACCUGUUAUAUCCUCAAGAACGCAGUGUCACUCGAGUUUCUUACAUUGGACACCAAUUGUGGUUCUACUAGCAGGUGUUCUGACAAUGGAAUUGGGCGGUGCCCCUCCAAGGGCAACGGUCUAAGGGAAGCUUGUAGAGUGCUUCGGGCUAUUAGAACAUACAUUGAGAAUAAAGUUCCUGAAAGAGUUAAGUUUACUGUUGUGGAUCCUUGUAGCCGAUGCCAUAAGUAG
Molecule: messenger RNA, 1512 nt
Organism: Triticum turgidum subsp. durum (durum wheat)
Lineage: Eukaryota; Viridiplantae; Streptophyta; Magnoliopsida; Poales; Poaceae
Source: the annotation of a GenBank genome assembly